GGAGCUCGUUAGUGACCUUACUACUCCAGGUUUUUUAAUGUGCCUUAGGAGAUUUGUUUCGAGAAGGGGAAAACCUUACGAAAUUUAUUCAGAUAAUGGAAAAACAUUUGUAGGGGCUAACAAUGAAUUGGGUAGAGUGCUUAAGUCUAGUCGCGAGGCUGUGACAGAGUAUGGCAGUACUGAAGGCAUUAGAUUUAAAUUUAGCCCUGCAUAUUCACCUCAUUUUGGGGGUAUUUGGGAAGCUGGGGUUAAAUCAUCCAAACAUCAUCUUAAGAGAAUAGCUGGCAACGCAGCCUUAACAUUUGAGGAACUUGCAACGUUGUUCACACAAAUAGAGGCUAUCCUAAAUUCCCGUCCCCUAUCUCCUCUCUCAUCCGACCCAACCGAUCUCCUACCCUUAACCCCUGGGCACUUCCUAAUCGGGCGGCCACUCAAGUCGGUGCCGUCCUUGCUAAUUGAAAAGUCUAGAGCUAACAGAUACGAGCGUAUAGAGCAGCUGCGGCAACAGUUUUGGGAGCGAUGGCGCCGAGAGUACCUCGCCGAACUCCAACAGAGGACCAAGUGGCGGAGACCAGACCGGGAACUCAAAGUAGGCGACUUGGUCAUCCUCAAAGAAGACAACCUACCUCCAUUAUGCUGGCGACUAGGCCGCAUAACCAAACUUUACCAAGGACCAGAUGGCGUCAGCAGAGUCGCCGACGUCCUCACAUCGAGAGGGACUGUCAAGAGGGCAGUCCACAAGUUUUGCAUCAUACCUGGAGAUGACAUCGACCCAAAUUCAACUGCUUGAUAGCUGUGCUAUCAAGGCCCGGGAGGAUGUUAACGCGCACACUGUGCAGGCGCGCCAAACCGAUCCACCGUGCAGUACGAGAAGGGGAUGCGGGACGCGCGGGAGGAGGGCCGCUGGCCGCGUCGCUUCGCCGGGGCCGCGCGCCGGUCUCUUUCGCCAUCGGCACCGGACGAGUGCACACGUCGUGAUUAACCUAAUAUUUUUGUAUAACGCCAAUCGCCACACGUCGUAACUAUGAAACCUAUGUAACUAAUUACUUUCUUAAGAAUAUAAGCAGUUUGUACCAGAGG
Messenger RNA from Helicoverpa zea (corn earworm), 1080 nucleotides. RefSeq lists its product as uncharacterized. Gene Ontology annotation, molecular function: nucleic acid binding. The transcript has a single exon. Gene Ontology annotation, biological process: DNA integration. Bases 38 to 790 code for a protein of 250 amino acids. The record is from RefSeq and is a predicted model, not a curated record. Lineage: Eukaryota; Metazoa; Arthropoda; Insecta; Lepidoptera; Noctuidae.